Molecule: messenger RNA, 1761 nt
Organism: Branchiostoma floridae (Florida lancelet)
Lineage: Eukaryota; Metazoa; Chordata; Leptocardii; Amphioxiformes; Branchiostomatidae
Product: small RNA 2'-O-methyltransferase-like
Exons: 6
Coding region: 13-1266 (417 amino acids)
Biological process (GO): siRNA processing; piRNA processing; RNA methylation
Cellular component (GO): nucleus; cytoplasm
Molecular function (GO): RNA methyltransferase activity; O-methyltransferase activity
Source: RefSeq, a predicted model, not a curated record
AAUUCUAGAAAGAUGGAGGGUGCAAAUGAUAAAGAAGGAGAAGAAGAGGCUCAGGAGAGUGCAUCAUCAGAAGGUGCAGCAUCUGCUACUGUAGAGGAUGAGGAGGAGUUUGGAGGACCAGUGUUCUCCCCUCCGCUCUACAGGCAGAGGUACCAGACUGUCGCUGAUCUGGUCAAAAAGUACAAGCCGAAAAGGUUGUUGGACUUUGGAUGUGCAGAAGGGAAGCUGAUCAAAUUUCUCAAACCAGAGGAAAGUCUGGAACAGCUGACUGGUGUUGACAUUGAAGGAGAGGUGCUGGAGUCUAUAAGGGGGAUCAUCAAACCCCUUUUGUCCGACUACAUACAGCCGCGGCCACGCCCUUUCACCGUCAGCCUGUACCAGGGCUCCAUCGCUGAGUGUGACGACAGGUUCAAGGACUAUGACAUGGUCACAUGUGUGGAAGUAAUUGAGCACCUUGACCCUCCAGUUCUGGAUGCCAUGCCGUCCAACGUGUUUGGCCACAUGAGACCCUCGGUGGUGGUGGUCACUACUCCUAAUGAGGAGUUCAAUGUCCUCUUCCCAAACUUCAGUGGUUUCCGCAAUGCAGACCACAGGUUUGAGUGGACAAGGCAAGAGUUCCAGGAAUGGGCAGAAGAUGUUGCUUGUCGGUUCAGCUACAGCGUGACGUUCCACGGUAUCGGUACAGGACCGGAGGGUACAGAACAUCUGGGUUGCUGCACACAGAUGGCCAUCUUUGAGAGACUAGAAACUCCACAGGACCAGAAGUCAGCUGUCUUGUGGGGAACACCUUAUCAACUGAUAGCAGAAGCAGUCUUCCCAUACAGAGAGAACACAUUAUCCGCAGAAGAGCAGAUUGUACAGGAAGUCCAGUACUACAUCAGACAGAUCCUUCAGCGUAGGGUCCACAGUGAAGAGGAAGAAGAUGAUGAUGAUGAUGUAGCAGCUUCCGAGGAAGUCUCCAUUCCUCUGGACAUUUUGAUGAAGUUCCAGGGUUUGAAGAGAGUUUGUCCUGAUGUACAGAGUCUCCAGGCUGCUCUGGUGGGGUCCGAUGUGAGACUUAGCCUGGAUAAAACUGCUGUGGUCUGCUCCAUGGACCGGGAUGAUGAUGAUGAUGAUGAUGAUGGUUGUUACAGUGUGACCUCAGAGGGUUCUGGUGGAAAGUUUGAUGAUGCAGAAGAUGACGACACACUGCAUAACUUUGACUACUGCAGAACAGACACUGGACGUUCUGCAUUACCUCUGAUAUGUGAAGAGGACUGGGUAUGAUUUCAUUGAUGCGUGCCCUUAGUGUCUACAUUCCUACCCUGGUAACCAUACCAUAGUGAGCUCUUCGCUAUCGAUCUCUGCAUAACCAUAACUUUGUGAGCUCACUGCAAUCUCUACGGAGCUAAGGGUGUUUCCCUCCUACAUGCCAGGGAAUACUUAUGGGAUUGGGUUCAAUUACUUUGCUCUACGGGCUGGUAUUGAUUAGACAGGCCAGCUGCAAAGACAGACUAUUUCUUAGUAGGUCUCUGGCCAAUAAAACAUCCAGAUGCUGAUAAUAUGCUAUGUAACUAAGCUACCUCCAGUUGUUAAAGAAGCUCUCGGAAUAAGUCCCGUUGAUUGUAAGCUUGCAUAUUUAUGCUGGUGGAAAAAAUAACUGUUAGUAUUUGCAUAAUCAUAAAUCUGUAAUGGUAUUUUUAGUUUGAAUCUGCCCCUUUUUCUAUUAAUAUGAAUCACAUCUUUUCACUGUUGAAGUUUGAUAGUAACGUUUAUUAGAAA